AUGCGUCCACAACUAGACACUCUAAUCAUAUCAGAUUCUUAUCAAAUGGAACAAAUUUUUAGAUGCUCAAAUAUUGAAAAUCAAGGCAUUGACAGUGAAAAGGAGAUUUUGCUCCCAAAAAUGAAACUUAUGAAACUUCAGAACUUGCCAAGGCUUGUUAAUGUCUGCCAAGGGUUUAAGUUGCAAACAUGGGAGUUUUGCACUGUUGAGGUUCAUGACUGCCCAAGACUUGUGCCAAUUAUGAGUGCAAUUAUUGAUUGGACUAAAGAGGGACUUGAAAGGAAGUAUGUGUUGAAAGACAGCCAGUUAAAUAAUAAUAAGGCUUUCAAUCGUUCGCUUCCUAUUCUAUAUGCUGGAGAACUUGAUACUCAACGUCCUAGAGUUGAACACAAGUGGCGAGUGAUUGGUGAUGAUGAGCGAGAAGAAACCAACGACUCAGAAAUGUUGAGGUCAAAACAACAAAUGCUGGGAGGUCUUGUUCCCACAGAAGUUUUGAGCUUCCAAUAUCUUUGUUCCUUAGAAAUAACUCACUGUAAAAAGCUGAAGUUCGUAUUCUCAAUGAGCACUAUUGUCCACAACAUCCUUCCCAAACUGACUUCGCUAUCCUUAUUUGAUUGUGAGGAACUAGAGGAAAUAAUUGCAGAAAAUGAGGAACAUCAGAUCCUGUCCAACGUUCAAGUGCAAUAA
Messenger RNA from Neltuma alba, 687 nucleotides. RefSeq lists its product as uncharacterized. The record is from RefSeq and is a predicted model, not a curated record. Bases 1 to 687 code for a protein of 228 amino acids. The transcript is spliced from 3 exons. NCBI's taxonomy places the organism in Eukaryota, Viridiplantae, Streptophyta, Magnoliopsida, Fabales, Fabaceae.